UCCAUCUGCAGCAAUAUACAAUAUGCUCUACUACGCUCUCUCAGGAAUUGCAGGUGCUUCAAGGAUGCCACUCGCCCAGUACGCUGGUCGUAUUCCCACCGUGGGGCCGAAGAGGGCCUUGCACAGCUCGCCGCCGCGACUAGAAUUCCACUUUGAUACACAUCACUUCGUGCAGCGGCUUGAGAGGGAAGGUCUCAACCGCAAACAGGCGGAGGGCAUCAUGACCGCGAUGGCCGAGGUCAUCGACGAGAGUAUACGGAAUAUGACGAGCAAUAUGGUCACGAAGGCGGACCAGGAGAAGCAUCAUUAUACCCAGCAAGUUGACUUUGCGCAGCUCAAGUCGGAGCUGCAGCUCAUGGAGAAGAACGAUCUCGCAAUGCUCAAGGCCGAGAACGACAGGCUUGUUACGGAUAUCGAGAAGCUCAAGCAGAGGCUAAGGGAGGAGAUCACGCGAACGCAGGCUGGAGUGCGGCUCGACCUAAACUUGGAGAAAGGCCGCAUGCGCGAGCAGAGCAGUGGUCAGGAACUCAAGAUCAAGGAGGUCGAUACGCGGAUUGAACAGGAGAUUGCUGCUCUGCGUACAUCGAUCCAAUCUUCCAAGGCAACAACCUUGCAAUAUCUUGUCGGUUUCGUUACCGGUUGUUCUGCUUUGCUCAUGGCAUACCUUCGUUUCCGUGUGUGAGUGCGGAUAUAAGUGGAGAAGGGAUUCGAGGAGCUGUUUGGAGUGGAGAUGAACAAAUGGUCUUGUG
Phanerochaete carnosa HHB-10118-sp is the source of this 749-nucleotide messenger RNA. RefSeq lists its product as uncharacterized. Bases 23 to 682 code for a protein of 219 amino acids. The record is from RefSeq and is a predicted model, not a curated record. The transcript is spliced from 4 exons. Gene Ontology annotation, cellular component: mitochondrion. Lineage: Eukaryota; Fungi; Basidiomycota; Agaricomycetes; Polyporales; Phanerochaetaceae.